AUGAUUGACUCGAUUCCUGAGUGCCAACUCGAACUCGAAGGUCGACAAAGGUCACGUGACAAGGAUAUCGAAUUGACUAUUAAACGGCAUGAAAGAAAAUAUCUUGUUGUUUUUGUCACAGAGUAUUUCGAAGCAUUUAAUCACUUCGACAAGGACAACAGUGGUCACAUUACGACAAAAGAGCUGGGGACGCUUAUGAAGUCGCUUGGUGAAAACCCCACAGAAAAUGAACUGCAGCGAAUUAUUAACACUGUGGACAUUGAUGGUAAUGGCAUGAUGGAUUUUCAGGAAUUUGUCAAACUUAUGUUUACGAGAAAUCAGUUUGGAAUGGAAAUAAACGAGGCUAAGGAAGCUUUUCGAAUCUUCGAUGUAGAUGAUCGCGGUUACGUCCUAACCUCGGAACUUCGGCAAGCGUUUUCUAGACUAGAGGAGAACAUCUCCGAGAGCGAGCUUGAUGAAAUCUUGGAGGACAAAUGCCAAGCGGGCAACAGAAAGAUAUCUUUUGAAGAGUUUAAGAAGAUGAUGAGAAUAGAAACUACCCAUACGGCUGACAAGACAAAGAGGAACACACCUACAGUGCAAGAUAUGCGCAAGUAACCAUAUGUGUCACCCAAUCCACGAACCGUAUGGUACUAAAACGAACGUCAUAAAGAAGGGGAAUAGUAAUAGUAAAAAUAAAUACAUAUACGCCUUUCACAAUGUUUUUGUAAUCGUAAAGAGGUGGAUUUUACUUUAUUUUGAAACGACACAAUCUAUCUAUCUAUCUCAUCUAAACACAAGAGGAUUCGGAGAGGGUUUGCAUAGCUUCCGAGAAUUCUCUCAACUACCCAAGUGCUUAAAUGAGGUUUUUUAAAAUGUCAUCGUAAAUUAAACUUAUAGCUACUUUUGAAGUUUUUCUACACUGUCCUACUUUUAAGACUUCCAAUUGAAGCUGAGCCGACCAGUAUGUCUUAAAUGUGUUAUCAUUAAAAUUUUCUCUACCGAUCUCAAAGUGAGUUAUAGAAGUAGUUUCAAAACCACAGAUCGCUUGUGACAACUGUCUUCUAAUUAAUAACUUUGAGUUCUGCCUGGGAGCGACUAAGUCAAAAUCACUAUUAAACACUAUGCUCCUUGAUGAGGUUUUGGACCUCUUGAUAUAAAGAGAUCCCGCAAGGUAGUAAGGCGCGACCCGUGCAGGACCCUUGCACGACCCGUUCAGGCAUGGAAUGAAUCGUCUUCACACUCUCAAGGCGAAUAAGCAAAGAGGCCCGUGCCUCAAUGCCCAUGGCAGAGACUUCAUCAAGACAGUCAGUACACGAAACAACCUGGUACUCAACCAGAAGCUUGCAAAAGGAGCAGAGAAAAGAUAGUUGGCAUCAAGUACAUAGACCAAGGUCACCAAAAAAUAAACUGGUACAACAAUAGUACGGUUCACAUGGAUGAUUAAGCAGAUUGAUGAACAAAGCCUUAGUUUCUUUUACAACGUGGCGUUGUCAGAGCUUGCUUCAAUAAUUUCUCUUAUUUUUUCGUCCAGCAGUUUUAAAUUAUUUAGCUGUAAUUUUCUUCAAAACACAAACU
Molecule: messenger RNA, 1557 nt
Organism: Orbicella faveolata
Lineage: Eukaryota; Metazoa; Cnidaria; Anthozoa; Scleractinia; Merulinidae
Product: neo-calmodulin-like
Cellular component (GO): myosin II complex
Molecular function (GO): calcium ion binding
Source: RefSeq, a predicted model, not a curated record